CCAGAACCAGAUAUAACAGGCCACCUCGCUCGCAUAACUUGAUAAUCAUAACAAAAACACGAAAUUAAAACUCAAAAUCGAUGCUUUUGUCUUGUUGCGGCGUUACCUCGUGGGAACAUCUGCGCUGUGAUACGACUCAGCAGAAGCGAUCCAAAUCUGCUGUCUUUCUGUUCUAAAACUUCCCUCCUUUUUGGAAUAUUCAAGGUAAGAUUAGAUUCCUUAUGGCUAAAAAGUAAUUUCAAAGGGUGUUCAGCCUUUUUUAUGGUUAGAUAAGUGAUCAAAAUACUUUUAAUGUCACAGAGAUUAAUGCGCUCGAAAUAUUUUGUAACUUACCUCUUGAAUAGGUGAUGGUGUUGCAAGUCGAUUAGCUUAAAAUGAAAGCACGUGUAUUUCUUGGCCAAGUUAAGGCAGUCUUAUCGCAGUCUUACGUUUGUACAUGGUUUAGGGCCUCAAAUAAAACCACGAAAUUAUAUAUAUGACAAACCAGUGAGAAAAAGUUAGUGUCAGCAGUCAAAUUGAAAGUUACCUAUGUUCUAAAACUGAUUGCACGGUUUGGGCGUCACUGUCAUCUACUCAUUCAGUGAGUGUUGGGUUUUAGAAUAAUUUGUCCUCGAUAUAUAGCACGGUUUGAAUACUGCUACUAUGGAGUUCAUCUUCGUUUCAGUGAGGGUUAAUAUUGCAAGUAGAACGAAUGCGUGACACAAGUUUUUAUCGUGACCUGCGAUGAGUGCCAUUGAAGACUUCUCGGACCGCGUGCGAUUCAUCGAAGGCACGAUAAACAUUUUGCACAUUAACAUUUUAAAAAUUCUCCUUUUACUGUUAAACUUUUAUAUAAAAUACUCAAAAAGGACAUGAUUUUUGUAACAAAAAAAAAUUAAUCUCAGCAUAAUGUUGUUUUACAGCUGUGAAAAUGAGUCAAGGUGAAAAAAAAAUCUUUUAUAUUUCGACUUUUUAGUUCUCUGCUCUGAAUCAUUUAAAAGAAUAUGAUAAUUAGUCUUCCAUAAUGGCUACUGACAAUUGCAAGUAACUCUGCCCUUUCAAGAAAGUCAGAGUCCGUAGAAUCGAAUAUGGCUGAAGAAAAAACAAUUUAAAACAGGUCGUCAUGUAGUAAAAUAAAGAACUAAAAACAAGAAAUUGAACAAAGAAACCUUGAAAACGUGUGCCGUGCCCUCUGUCUAUUUUAUUUUUUCCUCCUGAGAAAACAUUCGAGAAUCUAUUAAUCUUUUAAAUAAUCAACUCGAAGUCUUUACAAACAGAAAUUUGUCGUAAAUUUGUCGUAAAUUUUACAUUUAAAACUUUAUGAAAAACUGGUUUAAUAAAUAGCUGGGGAGGCUUUGACAACGAAAAACGGCGAAAGUUUUUACGAUGGUGUGCAGGUGCCAAUUUUGAUAAUUUAUGUUUGGCACAAUGAAUGAUCCCCCUAUGUGAAUUAAUGAAGUUUGCUAUUUUCCCCUUUGUCCUUUUCUGUUUUGACAAAACAUCCAGUGUAUCAUAAUUGGGUUUAGAGAUAAAGCAAUAAAUUAUCAAUGGCGUCGCUUUUGUUUUCGCUAGACACACUGCACUUUGUUGAGUCCGGUCCGCGGAACAGUUGCAAGGGUUUUAAAUUAUUUGAGUUAUGAAUUCGUGGCCAAGAUAUAAAUCUUUUUUUUUCGUACCGGCUUUCGUCAUUAAUAACUUGAAUUCGAUUAGUUGAUCAUGACCGCCACACGUUUAUCGCCUGCAGUAAUAAGUUUGGCACAAAAGUGAAAAGCAGUUCUUUAUUUAAUAUUGAGUCAGUGUUCCAAUUCAAAGUAGACAGACUGCAAAUUAUAGUAGUUGCUAAAAAUUGUGGCCUGUUAUAAUACUAAAUGUAUAUAAAAGCUUUUUGUUCUGUUACAGAUCUACAAAUUCAACAACAUUAUCUUCUAAAAUUUCCUCUCCUCCCAGUUAAAAAAAAAGGAACCCAUGGGCGACAGCCAGGGCGUAGUGAAGUUGGAUUGGAACUUUGAAGGAUGGAGGGACAAAACAAAGGCCAUAAAAGAGGAGAUCAAGCGACAAAGCGAAGCCAAUGAGUUGUUCUUCGUCAAAAAUGCCAAAAAGAUCAAUCUGGCCGAUCUCCAAGAGAGCACUGGUAAUAUAUACACGUAUGGAAUCAUGGGAAUGAGUGGGUCUGCUGUGGUCAAUCUUCUGCGUCACGUGAUCAUGGAAUACCGAGAGAAGGACAGCGGUCCUUUCUACCUCAAGUUUGCCGCUGACAAGAAAUUCAAAGUUGAGCUUAUGCCAACGCCGCUUUUACCCGGAAAUGGACUGAUAAAAGUUGUCGGGCGAUUAAAAUACUACGAUUAUCCAGAAAUGUGCACUUUGUUGUCCAAAAGCGGGGUGACAAGCAAAGGCCUUGGAGAUAUGUGCUACAAAUUGAACACGAGUGGCAUGAAAUCAGCGCUUUUCAACGCUGUCAGCCCCAUGAACGAACUGCACUUUAUGCUACUUUUCGAAAUCGCGAGGAGGCUGGUGCGAGGUGCAGAUGGGAAGCCAAUCUCGACUGAUCCGCCGUUAGAUCUACUUCCGGUCGGCGUAAUCAUCGGGCGUAUAAUUGAGAUGCUGCGCCUGGAAAAAGACGCGGCACUAAGCUAUGAAAGAUUAUUUGGAGCACAACAGGAGCUAAACUGGUUUACAGAACCCAAUAUCAUCCUGAAGCGGAAGAAGAUGCAAGCCAUCAAUAGUUUGUAUUUCGAAAAGUUUGUGAAGGGGCAAGCUGAUGAAGUACCCUUCAUUCGAAGAUUUCUGGAGGAAAACAAAAAUGGAUACAUUAUAAAAACUUUACAGGGCUAUCUUGAUGAAUUAGAGGAAGUAUUUGGCAAAAUGUGA
This is a messenger RNA of Porites lobata, 2847 nucleotides long. The record is from the annotation of a GenBank genome assembly. NCBI's taxonomy places the organism in Eukaryota, Metazoa, Cnidaria, Anthozoa, Scleractinia, Poritidae.